AUGGGAGGUUAUCAAUCUGAGAUCGAUACUGGUAGUGAUGGAUUGGCAAUGGAGUUGGCGAACGCACUGUGGAAGAGUCUAAAGAGAGAUAUAGAGAACCAAACAAGAGAGGUAUUGGUUGAAAAAAGCAUAAAAGUCCUUAAAGAGGACUUAAAUGUGAUUUCUUUACUUAAUCAAAAUCAGAGGCAUGCAUUUGAAGUUAUAUUUAAAAGAAUUUAUGAAAAUAAGAGUGGUGUAUUUUUUGUUGAUGGCCCUGGUGGAACUGGAAAAUCUUUUCUUUAUAGAGCUUUGUUGGUUGAUAUUAGGUCAAAGGGUUAUAUAGCAUUAGCGAUAGCCACAUCAGGUAUUGCUGCAUCAAUACUACCUAGAGGUAGAACCGCUCACUCUCAGUUUAAAAUACCAAUUGAUACCUCAGAGGGUAGAGCAUACAAAAUUAGUAAACAAAGCAGUUUGGCAGAUAAGAUCUUUGGUGGGAAAAUGAUUGUUCUUGAGGGUGAUUUCAGGCAAACCUUUCCAGUGGUUCGUAAGGGAAGCCAAUCUGAAACCGUUGUUGCUUCUUUGAUUAAUUUCCCUAUUUGGCCAACUCUUGAAAACUUAGAGCUCACACAAAACAUGAGGGCUCGAUUUGAUCACUCAUUCAUUGAUUUCUUAUCAAGGGUUGGCGAUGGCACUGAAUUAGUUGAAGACAAUAGUCUCAUACAACUGCCUUCUUCUAUUUUAGUUAGCAAUGGUUCACAAAAUGCAUCACUUCAUGAUCUGAUAAGAUAUGGUUUAUCCCCACAUUCAACAUAG
Molecule: messenger RNA, 792 nt
Organism: Coffea arabica (coffee)
Lineage: Eukaryota; Viridiplantae; Streptophyta; Magnoliopsida; Gentianales; Rubiaceae
Source: RefSeq, a predicted model, not a curated record